Anarrhichthys ocellatus (wolf-eel) is the source of this 2742-nucleotide messenger RNA. RefSeq names its product Kruppel like factor 17 (gene klf17). Gene Ontology annotation, biological process: regulation of transcription by RNA polymerase II. The record is from RefSeq and is a predicted model, not a curated record. Bases 117 to 1448 code for a protein of 443 amino acids. NCBI's taxonomy places the organism in Eukaryota, Metazoa, Chordata, Actinopteri, Perciformes, Anarhichadidae. Gene Ontology annotation, molecular function: DNA-binding transcription factor activity, RNA polymerase II-specific; RNA polymerase II cis-regulatory region sequence-specific DNA binding. The transcript is spliced from 3 exons.
CUCUGCAGCUGUCAACGUCAUACCGGACAGACGCUACAUGGACUUAUAGAGCAACGUUUCUGUUCGUGUUUACAGUUUUAAACUUUAGUUGUUUUUGUAUCAUCUAACCGGUCAGCAUGGCUCUGGCUGAAGCGAUGAUGCCUGCCUCGUUUCCAAGCGUUCAAGCCAUGGACGCAAAACAGUUCGAAAAUAUGUGCAAGGUGGACGAGUGCGCACGCGGCGGCGCAACAGGUGGCGGAGUGGAGUUCAGAAUCGUGCGGUCCCCCGCCGCGCUCCCUAAAGACGACGACGAGCUGGGGAAGUUCUUGGACAUCGAGUUCAUUUUGUCCAACACCAUAAACUCCGACGUCGUGAGCAACAGCGGGAGUGUCUCUCCACCGCAGCAGUGCGCUUAUUCCCUGCCGGAGUCGCCGGAGAGCUGCGGCGGUGGUUCCGCGCCAGACUGCGGCGACCGCGGCCACCCUCCCGCUGGCCUGGCCGCGCAGAGCUACCACGGCGCGGUGGGCUUCGCGGUCUCGAGUCCGGUCCGCAGUCUCAUGGCGGAGCUGCUCACGCCAGAGAUGAGCUACCCGGGGGAGGGUUCGCCGGAGUGCGCGGGGAAGGCGAGAGACGGGCGGGAGUACACCGAACUGCGGGCGUUUAAUCCGGUCCCCGCUCAUCACCAAGUGACCGCAUCUCCUCCGCCGCUUGGAUACAAAAUUAAAAGUGAGCCCGUCGGUCAGUCUUGCAUGAUGGCCGCCGGUGGCGGGGAAUUUAUGGGACAGAUGUACGAGAGACACCAGAUGCGCCCCGUGCACCAAACAGCUUUUACGCACCACCAGGCUGCAGUUCCAGGCACUAUGCCGGGAUUCGGCGCGCUCCUCAUGCAGCAGUCUGCACCCCAGGGACGCACAGACUGCCAUUUGGCGCAAAUGAACACUCAUCCCGAUCAGCACCAUCUCCAAAACCAGUACAUGAACGCGCCCUACCAGCCGCAGUACGCGCACCAGAGCUUGGCGCAGUUUCAAGGACAGUACAGCGCGCACCGAGAGCCCGUCCGCGUUCACCAGCAGCAUCAUCCCGCAUCCAUGCAGGGCAUAAUGCUCACCCCUCCCUCGUCGCCCUCGCUGCUGGAGUUUUACGCGCAGGAGGAGGCGUUGAGCAUCAAACAAAAGCGAGGGCGCAGGUCGUGGGCCAGAAAACGCGCCGCGACGCACAGCUGCGAGUUCUCAGGCUGCGGGAAAACCUACACCAAGAGCUCCCACCUCAAAGCCCACAUGCGAACACACACAGGAGAGAAGCCCUACCACUGCAACUGGGAAGGCUGCGGCUGGAAGUUCGCCAGGUCGGACGAGCUGACCCGGCACUUCAGAAAGCACACCGGGCACAGACCUUUCCAGUGUCACAUGUGCGAGCGCGCGUUUUCCCGCUCAGAUCAUCUGGCUCUCCACAUGAAGAGGCACAUGUAGGCCACGUUACAACUUAAAGCAUCCAGAUCCAUCACGGGGUCAUGCCCGGAACAUCCCAGAAGAAGCGCGGGUCGGCUCCUGGUCCAGACCCAUGGAACAAAACGUCCCUAUGGGGACCGCAGUAUAUGUGGGGUGCCUUGGUUGAGAGUGUAAAGCACCCUGAUCGUGCCCUGAGGUACCACACGUAUCUUCCUCUUAUGUUUUAUAAAAAGCCAAGUGCCUCUCCAUCAGGAAAAACAGAAUGAACGCUGGUGUCUUAUUUUUUUUUUUUUGUACAUACCUGUGGAUAUUUGAACUGACUAAAUUAUAGUAGUUUUUAUUUAAGACAUGUCCUCGUCCUGUCUCUGAAAUAAGUUAUUGAUUGUGAGUGAGUGCCUUAACAACAAUGCGUAUUUGCUUCCCAAAUGGGGGAGGGGGGGGGGGGGGCUCACUGUGGGCAGGACCCAGAACUUUGUACAUAUGUAAAUUGUAUUCCGGAAUGUUUACAUCUUAUAUCUUUGAUACUACUCAAAUCAGGUCAGGGUUUUGUUUGUUUUUAUUGAUAUUUCUUCGUUCUAUUUUGACGUUUUUAAUCUCUACAAUAGAAGUUAUAUAUUUGCUAAACUGUGUAGGCGUGGCCUACGUUCCACACUUUUACCUUUCCUCUGUGAAGGUUUGCUUGAGCAAUGCUCACAAAUUCAGGUACCAAAGCUCAUUUUCCAAGGAUCCCACAAAUCAAGUGUAACGUCACUCUCCUUUCAUUCACAUCAAAUGUCAUUUCCAGCUCAGUGUUUUCUGGGGAAAACAACCUAUUUUCUUGUGGAAGAUAUGACUUUUUUCUAAGAAUGAAGAAAUCCACUGCAACCAAUGGUUGAUCCGCUGUACUUGAAACAGAAUUGCCGCUCAAUAUGUAUCUUUUUCUUUUUCCUCAGCGAUGCAAUUGUCUGUUAUGUGUUUAAGGGCUCCGAAAAUAAAAGUACUUUUACAAAUAUGUCUGUCAUCACCUCUUCCUCCACACUCUACACGAUUCACUCAGCUAUAGUUUGUGCUUUCAGUUAGUUUCUGCAGGUCUGCUGGCACUGAUGACACUAUGUUAUUGUUUUGAUACAAUUCUCAGCACUGCGUGACAAAACAUGCCUCAGUCGAACACAAGGGCUUACAAGUAUUUUUUUUAAAUCGUCUCCUUGGCCACGUUUGUAACACAGACAGUGACGCUGACAUCUAACAAAGCUUUUGCGUACCACAAUUUCAGCAUGUUAUAGAACACAGUGAUCCACCGUCUGAGGCGAGGGACACUGAAUAUCUUGUAAUUGUA